CAUUAAAAGAACUUGCUCGAAAUUAUUGCGUCAUUCAAUUUUGAGUGAGAUAUAUGUUAGAGUUUUUUAAGCAGUUUAACUUAAGCUGAAAUAAGGUUCUGUGAAACAGUUGAAAUCGUAUUUGAUACAGGUUUAAAGGACUGAACUUUUGAAGACCAGAUAAGAAAUGUUUACCCUGAAGUUUUGCCACAUUCCUGUGGUUAAAACGAUCUCUAAGGUUUCUUUUCAGCAUUUCAAUACUUCUAAGUUUCUUUUGCUAUGUGGAACUUCUCCCUCAUUAGCUGGAAGGACUCAACACUUUGCCAAUAAUGCAAGAACAGCAUUCAGAAGGGCAACAGCAGAAACACGAACAGCUCGAAGAAAGACUUUGCGUGAAAUUAUUAUGGCACCUGCUGGAGAGUCAGCUUUUAGUCUUGGAAAGGGUGCACUUGCAGGAGCUUCUGUAAUGGGACUAGGAGCCUUAUGUUACUAUGGUCUGGGCCUUUCAAACCAGCCUGGAGCACUGGAAAACUCAAUUACAUGGCCCCAAUAUGUCAAGCAAAGAAUUCAAGACACAUAUUUUUAUUUUGGAGGGAGCAUUGCAGUGACAGCGGCCUCCACUGUAGCUGUAUUUCGCACACCGACUCUAAUGAACUUGAUGAUGAAGAAUUCGUGGCUGGCUAUUGGUGCAACUUUAGCUGCUAUGAUUGGAAGUGGAAUGAUUGUACGAUCAAUGCCAUACUCCGAGAAGUUUGGAGCCAAACAUGUUGCCUGGAUGGUUCACAGUGGAAUAAUGGGAGCUGUUGUAGCUCCUUUGUGUUUACUUGGUGGCCCUAUCUUGUUACGAGCAGCUUGGUUAACUGCAGGAGUUGUAAGUGGACUGUCAGCUGUAGCAGUAUGUGCACCAAGUGAAAAGUUUUUAACCAUGGGAGGUCCAUUGGCUAUUGGUUUGGGGGUUGUAUUUGCAUCCUCUGUUGGAUCUAUGUUUCUUCCUCCUACUACUGCUCUGGGUGCUGGACUUUAUUCAAUCAGUUUGUAUGGAGGUUUGAUUUUGUUCAGCUUUUUCCUCCUGUAUGACACUCAAAGAAUAAUUCAUUCUGCAGAAACUUAUCCCCUCUAUGCUAUGAAACCUUAUGAUCCAAUCAAUGCGUCUAUUUCAAUUUAUUUGGACACACUAAAUAUAUUUAUACGUAUUGCUACAAUUCUGGCAGGAGGAGGAUCUCGAAGGAAAUAAAGCCAACUAGUAUGUGUUGUCGUGGCAGUCUCUGUGUAUAAGAAAAUGAAUGAAUGCUUUUCUUUCUGUAUAACAUCAUGUUAUACAGCAUCUGCUGUAAAACUAUAUGAAGUAGCCCUAUAUUUUUAAAAUUUUCAGUUAGAAAACAAAUAUAAUGUAAGUUGUUUUAUGGUUCAAAAUAAAUUAUUUGAAAUUCCCAAAGCUGUA
Limulus polyphemus (Atlantic horseshoe crab) is the source of this 1420-nucleotide messenger RNA. RefSeq names its product growth hormone-inducible transmembrane protein-like. Lineage: Eukaryota; Metazoa; Arthropoda; Merostomata; Xiphosura; Limulidae. The record is from RefSeq and is a predicted model, not a curated record. The coding region runs from base 167 to 1213 and encodes 348 amino acids. Gene Ontology annotation, cellular component: mitochondrial inner membrane. The transcript has 8 exons.